Molecule: messenger RNA, 2805 nt
Organism: Alexandromys fortis (reed vole)
Lineage: Eukaryota; Metazoa; Chordata; Mammalia; Rodentia; Cricetidae
Gene: Fam114a2
Product: family with sequence similarity 114 member A2
Exons: 15
Coding region: 117-1601 (494 amino acids)
Source: RefSeq, a predicted model, not a curated record
CGUGACCGUCGGAGUGGCGAGCUGGCGGCCGUAGCCCCGGGAAGCACACUGACCACAGACUGCCCGGCAAACAUUAAAUAGUAUAAUUCCGUCCGUCUGCAGGUGAUGUUCUAGUCAUGUCAGAUAAGGAUGCUACAGAGACCCCAACGGUAACUGAAGCAGGCCCGAUCCUUCAAGAUGGGAACUGUGAGCCAACUGAGAAGCCAGAGAAUAAAUCUCAGCCUGUAGCAUCCACUCGGAAAAGACCAGAACCCAUUCUUUCCAGGGACCUUGAGGCUUCUCAGCUUCCUGCCCAGGAGGCUGUUUGUAAAGAUGCACCUCAGACUGGAUGGGGCUACUGGGGCAGCUGGGGCAAGUCCCUGCUCUCCUCAGCCUCGGCUACAGUAGCCACAGUAGGACAAGGUAUUUCAAAUGUCAUCGAGAAGGCGGAGACUUCUCUUGGAAUUCCUAGCCCCACUGAAAUUUCAGCUGAAGUCAAGCAAGCAGCAGGAGAAACAGAUGGCAGUGAGAACGAACGCUCACCAGUGGCUGGUCCUUUCGGGGUGCUCUCGACCAUCUCAACGGCUGUGCAGAGCACGGGCAAGAGCGUUAUCAGUGGGGGUUUGGAUGCCUUGGAAUUCAUUGGGAAGAAGACAAUGGAUGUCAUAGCAGAAGGGGAUCCUGGAUUUAAAAGAACCAAGGGCCUGAUGAACCGGACUUCUACACUAUCACAGGUUUUAAGAGAGGUGAAGGACAAAGAAGAGCGGUGGCCCUCCAGCGAGGUAACCAUGGAAACAGACAAGAAAACUCAUUAUGGGCUACUCUUUGAUGAGUUUCAAGGCCUUUCACAUCUAGAAGCUCUGGAGAUGCUUUCACGAGAAAGUGAAAUAAAGGUGAAAUCUAUCCUUAGUUCUCUGAGUGGAGAAGAAUUACAGAUCACAAGACUUGAGCUAGAGCAGCUCAAAGAAGCGUUCUCCCUAGCAGAUUUCUGUGAGGAAGAGGAGGAGGAGAGACAAGGUGACGAAGAUUUUACCAAGGAGAUAACAGAGCUGUUUGCUCAGCUUCAUGUCUCUUCUAGACCAGAGAAACUCACCAGGGCAAGAAAUACAGCCUACGAAUGGAUUAGAACAUCUCUGGCUAAACCAGCAGCAGAGAAAGAAGGAGGAGAAAAACAGUUGGAGACAGAAAAUGUUGAGGAAGCCAAAAAGAAUUCAAUAGAGGAUAUCCAUGCAUUUGCAAUCCGGAGCUUAGCAGAACUGACUGCCUGCUCAAUUGAACUGUUCCACAAAACAGCGGCAUUGGUCCUGCAUGGCCAGAAGCAGGAAGUGACAGCCUUAGAGAGGAGCCAGACACUUUCUCAGGUGACAGUCGUGCUGUGUAAAGAUCUGGGCUCCCUGUCUAAAGAGUUUACCACCUGCCUCACCACUGCUGGGGUCACAGAAAAGGCGGAUGUCCUGAAUCCAAUAAUCACUGCAGUGUUUCUAGAGGCCUCAAACAGUGCCUCCUACAUUCAAGAUGCCUUCCAGCUUCUCCUGCCCGUGCUGCAGAUCUCGCUCAUCGAGAGCAAGACAGAGUCACCCAGGGGUGAGCCGCCAGCCCAGAGCCUCCUGACGGAGCACUGAAGGACAGAGAGGAGACUACCUGAGAUCAUGAAGGCCGAGAAACCCGACUUUCUUCAGGGAAGCCUUGCAGUCAGAACAAGACAUCAUCAAGUGUGUGAAACCCAGGCAGGAGCGCAGUUCACAGGGCUGUAGGCUCACAGGGCUGCAGGCUCACAGGGCUGUAGGCUCACAGGGCUGCAGGCUCACAGGGUGAAGGCUCACAGGACUGUAGGCUCACAGGGCUGUAGGCUCACAGGGCUGUAGGCUCACAGGGGUGCUUGCUUCUCUCCAUGGCCAAGGCACCCAGAUCAGCAUACUGCUCUUCCCAGUUUUAGAAGUAAUACAGUAUUUGAAAAGACAUAUUUCAGGAAAGUCACUGGGACAUUCUGUCAAAAAUGCUGGACUUUCUUGGAAAUAUCAGAAAACACUAACAAGUUUGACAUGGAUGUAAUUUGUUGCCAGUGGGUUGUUAUACAAAAAAGAAGAAAAUUUCAAUUUAGUAUCCCGGGUUUAAGACAUUCUUUUCACCAUGGGCUUUCUCUUUACUGGAAUAAAGUGUGGCUUUUGCAGAACUGAGACUACAUAAGCCCCAAGUGAGAUGGUCCGACAGGUCCUCUACCCUCUCACCUUGGUAGAUGUUUGGCAUGGAGGAGAAACUUGUAGCUAAUAUAUAUGAACUACAGCAAAGUGCCCUUUGGCUUCAAAUGAUUCCUUUCCCAGCGAGACCCCUGCUCAACUUGAUUCAAGGCCAUUGCAUGUCUGCAGAUGCUGAGUCUCUUCAGACUGUAUUGUGCACACCCUGCCUGAAGCUGCAUUCACGCAGGGUGCAUUCUUCAGCUGCCUACUCCAGAGGGGGAGGAGGCUCUUUUGGUGGUGGGGUUUUUGUUGGUCCUGUGAAUGCUUGCUUAUAACAGGAUUUAGCCUCAGACAUAACACAUCUCUCCCUCAUUGUUCCUUUGUCUUAAUGCAUUUGUUAGUGCACUCUGAAAACAGUUCAAAGACCAUCCUAUACUUUUCAGCCUUCAUUGCAGUUUUCAACAGUUAAGAGCUAUUUUGGUAUCCAGCUAUUUUUAAAAAUGUUUGUUACCUUAGUGGUUUUUAGUGGCUCUGGUAACUUGAGAGCCCUGGCCUUCAUCUUUGAACAACUUUACAAUAAAAUAUGAUUAUGCCUACUUAUAGAUGUGAUAUUUAAAAAAACAUUAAGAAUUAAAAUAUUUUACUUUAA